CUCUUUCUCUCUCUUAGAAGCCAAUUUCACCUUGUGAGCAGUCAAAUCUUUUCCCACUUCCAUCACUUUCUGCUGUACAACAAAAAUAAAGUUGCAUAUACUAUUCCAAUACACCAAAACCAAACCCCACAUUGUUUACUACUCCUACAUUAAUCAAUCUGCAAUUUGCAAGAUCUCUUUUUUUCCCCUUCCCCUUCGCCCCGAUGUUUCCCAGGUUGAUUCAGCCCUGCGACUCCUCCUCCUUGCUCGCCCAGGAAAACAUCAACGCCGCCUACGGUCAACGCGCCGCCGCCGACCCCUGCCUCGUCCUCACCUCCGACCCCAAGCCCCGCCUCCGCUGGACCGCCGACCUCCACGAGCGCUUCGUCGACGCCGUCACGCAGCUUGGUGGCGCCGGCAAGGCCACUCCUAAGGCUAUAAUGCGUACAAUGGGUGUUAAGGGCUUGACUUUGUUUCACUUAAAGAGUCAUCUCCAGAAAUACAGAUUAGGAAAGCAGUCUGGGAAGGAACUUGGUGAGGCUUCGAAAGAUGGUGCGUACCUUUUGGACAGCCCUCGUGCCAGCAUCUCUCCCCAAGACUUACAGGCAUCCGACAUUAAUGAGGGUUACGCAGUGAAGGAGGCGUUAAGAGCGCAAAUGGAAGUUCAGAGCAAACUGCAUUUGCAAGUCGAAGCUGAAAAGCAUUUGCAGAUCCGUCAAGAAGCUGAGAGAAGAUACUUGGCCAUGCUCGAAAGAGCUUGCAAGAUGCUGGCCGAUCAGAUUCUUGGAACAACAGUGACAAACGACGAUGGAGAUGGGUAUCAAGGGAAAGGAGCAAAGGCGUCGCCUAAUGUCUCCCAGAACCCACACGUAUCAUCAUAUCCUUCGCAGUCCGCAGACGAGCUGGGAGUCCCUGGCACUGUGGAAUUGACCCCCAAUCUCCAUCAGCAGCAGCGCGGUGAUUGCUCCACCGAAAGCUGCCUGACUUCCCACGAGAGUCCUGUUGGGCUGCCUCCGGAAGGGUCGCCUCCCCAGGGAAAGCGGGCGUUGCUGAACGUGGAUUCGACAAAUAACUCGUUCGUAUGGGGAGGCGAAUCGGACGGGUAUGCACCUGAUUUACAGAUGGUAAGAGUUGGUUCACAUGGAAUUGCAGGAUGUGGUGUAUAAAACUGUUCUAAUUAGGUGGUGUUGCCAUUUGACUUUGAAUUGCUUGUUUAUUGGGAAAUGGCUGAAGCUUAGUAGGUCUAACUCAUCUCAACAUGUAAAUCAAAACUGAAGAUGUAUUUCUCAUCAAGAACAGACCACUUUCCUCUUAAUUUAAGCCUUUGAUUCUCCUUUUUA
Salvia hispanica is the source of this 1319-nucleotide messenger RNA. Its product is annotated as protein PHR1-LIKE 3-like. The record is from RefSeq and is a predicted model, not a curated record. Lineage: Eukaryota; Viridiplantae; Streptophyta; Magnoliopsida; Lamiales; Lamiaceae. Gene Ontology annotation, molecular function: DNA-binding transcription factor activity; DNA binding.